CCGCACGGCCCGCGCCGGCGCCCGAGCUCGAGCUGGAGACGGAGCUGGAGUUGGAGACGGAGACGGAGCUGCGACUCGUCUUAAUGUCGCGUUAUCGUCGUCUCGGAAGGCUUCAAUGUCGGUAAAGCCGUAUUCAUCAACUCUAAGACGAACAUAAUCGGUCUGAAGAAGGGUCCCGACCCGAAACGCUGGAGUGGAUGUCCAUCUCCUCUACAGAAGCUGCCCGACUCGCUGCCUUACAGGGUGAUAGUCACACACCACGGCAAACGGGCCCAACCCGUCCAUGCCAACCAUCUAAGCUGGUCCCAUUUGCCCGCGUUUGGCCUAUAUUCCUCUAAACUUUUCCUAUCCGCAUACCUGUCCAAGUUCCUCCAGCAGUUUGUGUUUUGAUCAAGUGUCCGGCUUCUGCAGUUCCCUGUACCUCCACCCAUGACGUGAUUUGUUGCCACCCUGACUGAAUAAAACGGGGUAGAAGCCACUCUACAUUGUAGCAAAGACAGCAGUCAUUUAAUUUAACGCCAAAAAUGAAUGGAGACCCUGCUGUACUAAUGAAGACUCAUCAACCAUGGGAUGCGUUAAAUGCUGAUUAAGUUGUUUGCUCUUUUGGAGAUUUACUUUCUUAUUGAAUCACGAUCCGAGUAUAAUUAUCUUUGGCCGGAAGGUCCGACAAACUAUGGCUUCUGUUGAACGAUUGCCCGUCUGUUUACCCGAAUGGAGCGUGGGCAUCCGGAGAUUCCGCUUUGUUUUCCUGAGCUCGUCCAAUUCAGUAACGUUGUGCCAAGAUUUUCAGGUGAAGGAUAAUUUGAUUCCCCUCUUUCUUGGUGCUGAUGUGAUUGCAAAAACGAGCAUUCGCACUGAAAAUCAUCCAAGAAUUCAUGCAAAAUUUGCAAAGAGAGGAUUGGCAACCAAGCUCGCUUUUAGUUCAGAAUUUCGAUUUGAGGGACUGAAAAUACCAACCAUGGUGAACAGUUUGUGGUUUUACAGCAUUCAGGGGCUUUUUCGAAUUGCUUUUGAGAUGUACAAUAAAGAACAACAGCUAGAUGUUCUUGUUGUCCUACAGGAAUUGUGGAAAGCAAGAAUAAGUGACCCUGUUCUGAAUGAACAAUAUGAUGUUAAAGUUCUGCAAAACUUCCAUGGUGGAGAACUGCAUGAAAAUUGCCUUCCUGAUAAAUACAGCCAGAACAGUUUCUCUGCAUUGCACCCAAGCAUUCAAAGAGCAAAUAAGCUUUCUGAUAAUUUCUGUAGCAGAACUUCAUUUUUAGAUUAUACCAACAACAGUAUUGUAAAUCAGGGAGAUCAUAACUACUGUGUACAAGAAAGAAUUUUACAAGAAACUGAAGAACCUUGGAUAGGUAACUCACUGUGUGGAGAAACUUUGAGUGAUGAUCCUUUGUCCAUCAAGUUUAGAUCAAUAUAUCAGACUUUUAAAAUGUUACCAUCGGAAAGACACAAGGAACACGGGAAAGCAAUUAUACUGUUAUUUGAUGUUGUGGAACUCCUAAUAAGUGAAACAAUAUCAGCACAGAAGUUAGCUGAUAUGAUACUGCAACUUUUAACUCAUCUUCAAGACCUCAUUAUCAAGGCAGAAACCACUGAAACGAGGGUUAAUUCUAUUUAUUCCAGUCACAUGCUUUUCUCUGUAAGUAAGUGGUUAGGACGUCAGUUUUAUAUUGCAAAUGGCUCAAUCAGCAAGCAAGUAGAGGAGUUUAAAACAGUCCACAUCAACCGAAUCACAGACUUGCCACCUGCCGAGGAGCUGGUGGAUAAACUAUUUCCUGAAGCCAUGAAGGUUUUGCUGUUAAGCUGGAUGGGCCUUGAAGACAAUUCUGCGUUGUGGAAACGACAAAGUGAAUACCCAAUAGUGCUGCUUAUAUUAGAAUUUGCCAACCAUAAUCUAAUUACUGGUGUUGCUCAUGUUUUAUAUUCUAGCUUAAUUUGUAAAUAAAUUUAAGAUUUUAGGCUAUUUAAA
Molecule: messenger RNA, 1969 nt
Organism: Amblyraja radiata (thorny skate)
Lineage: Eukaryota; Metazoa; Chordata; Chondrichthyes; Rajiformes; Rajidae
Exons: 4
Coding region: 674-1945 (423 amino acids)
Source: RefSeq, a predicted model, not a curated record